Molecule: messenger RNA, 318 nt
Organism: Opisthorchis viverrini
Lineage: Eukaryota; Metazoa; Platyhelminthes; Trematoda; Opisthorchiida; Opisthorchiidae
Exons: 2
Coding region: 1-318 (105 amino acids)
Source: RefSeq, a predicted model, not a curated record
AUGAAUUUCGCAGAGUUCGCCAUCAAGCAUGCAUCAGUAUUCGAUCCGAUGUUGGACAACCUGAUAACAACCGUCGGCCAAUGGCCUUUUUUCAGGAGCAUUCGGAUAUUAAAGAAACCUCCCAAGAGAUUUCUUCGACAGAUGUUACCCUCUGUAGAAUCCACAAUAACUGCUCCACCAGCUACACUGCCAACGGAAGGAGGUACGAGGACUUGGAUACUGCCAGGUCGUCCAAGCCUAGACAGGAACAGUCGAGAUUCUGAGGUUGGGUUCGAACAACAGGCCUUCCGGUCCGUAAGCCGGAGCCUUAACCACUGA